Messenger RNA from Arabidopsis lyrata subsp. lyrata, 2517 nucleotides. RefSeq names its product cellulose synthase-like protein G1. Gene Ontology annotation, biological process: plant-type primary cell wall biogenesis; cellulose biosynthetic process. Gene Ontology annotation, cellular component: trans-Golgi network; plasma membrane. The record is from RefSeq and is a predicted model, not a curated record. The transcript has 6 exons. Bases 53 to 2401 code for a protein of 782 amino acids. Gene Ontology annotation, molecular function: mannan synthase activity; cellulose synthase (UDP-forming) activity. NCBI's taxonomy places the organism in Eukaryota, Viridiplantae, Streptophyta, Magnoliopsida, Brassicales, Brassicaceae.
GACUUUACCAGUCUUCUCCAAAAACUAUUUGUAAAAAAGAGUAACUAAAACGAUGGAGCCUCAUAGAAAGCACUCGGUCGUCGGCGCAAUCCUCCACACGUGUUAUCCGUGCGGGCGCACCAUUCCAUACAGAAUCUACGCCGUAUUUCACACGUGUGGCAUCAUAGCUCUCAUGUAUCACCAUGUACACUCACUUCUCACAGCAAACAACACUCUUAUAACAUGUCUUCUUCUCCUCUCCGAUAUGGUUCUCACCUUCAUAUGGGUAACCACAACUUCCCUCCGGUUAAACCCGGUUCAUCGGACCGAGUACCCUGAGAAAUAUGCAGCUAAACCGGAGGACUUUCCGAAGCUGGACGUGUUUAUAUGCACGGCUGAUCCGUACAAGGAGCCUCCGAUGAUGGUGGUUAACACCGCUUUAUCUGUGAUGGCAUAUGAAUAUCCGUCCGAUAAGAUCUCGGUCUAUGUAUCGGACGAUGGAGGAUCGUCGUUGACUUUGUUUGCUCUUAUGGAGGCUGCUAAAUUCUCUGAGCAUUGGUUGCCCUUUUGCAAGAAGAACAAUGUUCAAGAUCGGUCUCCUGCAGUUUAUUUCUCUUCAAAGUCAGAUUCUCGGAGUGGUGAAGCUGAAAAUAUUAAGAUGAUGUAUGAAGACAUGAAGAGUAGAGUAGAACAUGUGGUGAAGAGUGGAAAAGUUGAGACUGCAUUUAUCACAUACGAUCAAUUUCGUGGGGUAUUCGAUUUGUGGACCGACAAAUUCACUCGUCAUGACCAUCCCACAAUUAUUCAGAUGAUGUACAAAGACAUGAAGAGUAGAGUAGAACAUGUGGUGGAGAGUGGAAAAGUUGAAACUUCGUUUAUCACAUGCGAUCAAUUUCGUGGGGUAUUCGAUUUGUGGACAGACAAAUUCACUCGUCAUGACCAUCCCACAAUUAUUCAGGUGCUACAAAAUAGCGAGACAGAUAUGGACACUACCAAAAAGUAUAUAAUGCCAAACCUAAUAUAUGUUUCAAGAGAGAAGAGUAAAGUUUCACCACAUCAUUUCAAAGCCGGUGCUCUUAAUACUUUGCUACGAGUAUCAGGGGUGAUGACAAAUUCACCGAUCAUUCUAACACUAGACUGUGAUAUGUAUUCGAACGACCCUACAACACCGGUUCGUGCUUUAUGCUAUUUAACAGAUCCUGAAAUCAAAUCCGGUUUAGGAUAUGUGCAGUUUCCUCAGAAAUUUCUAGAAAUAGGCAAAAAUGAUAUAUAUGCAUGUGAAAACAAACGCCUCUUCAAUAUCAAUAUGGUUGGGUUUGAUGGUCUAAUGGGUCCGACUCAUGUGGGAACUGGUUGUUUCUUCAAUCGACGGGCUUUUUAUGGGCCUCCAUCUAAGUUGAUUUUACCGGAGAUUGAUGAAUUGAGGCCAUAUCGGAUUGCGGAUAAGUCUAUCAAAGCCCAAGAUGUUUUGGCAUUAACACACAAUGUAGCAGGAUGUAUCUAUGAGUACAAUACCAAUUGGGGAUCCAAUAUUGGAUUCAGAUAUGGGUCAUUAGUAGAAGACUACUACACAGGGUAUAUGUUCCAUUGUGAAGGAUGGAGAUCAAUAUUUUGCAACCCUAAGAAAGCUGCUUUUUAUGGAGAUUCCUCAAAGUGCUUAGUUGAUGUAGUGGGUCAACAAAUCCGAUGGGCCGUUGGGCUUCUUGAAAUAUUGUUUUCCAAGAAAAGCCCAAUUUUCUAUGGAUUCAAAUCAUUAGGGCUGUUAAUGGGCUUAGGCUAUUGCAACUCUCCGUUUCGGCCAUUUUGGUCAAUUCCGGUUACCGUCUAUGGGCUUUUACCUCAGCUUGCACUCAUCUAUGGAGUUAGUGUGUUCCCCAAGGCAUCUGAUCCGUGGUUUUGCCUUUACAUCUUUUUAUUCUUUGGUGCUUAUGCCCAAGACCUAUUGGACUUUUUAUUGGAAGGAGGAACUUGUCGGAAAUGGUGGAACGAUCAAAGAAUGUUGAUGAUAAAAGGACUCUCUUCAUUCUUCUUUGGUUUUAUAGAGUUCAUUCUCAAAACCCUAAACCUCUCUACACCUAAGUUCAACAUCACCAGUAAAGCCAAUGACGAUGACGAACAAAGGAAGCGGUACGAGCAAGAAAUCUUUGAUUUUGGAACCUCUUCGUCCAUGUUCUUGCCUUUGACUACGGUUGCCAUCGUGAAUCUGCUUGCUUUUGUCUGUGGGCUUUAUGGUAUUCUCUUCUGCGGAGGAGAACUCGUCCUUGAGCUGAUGCUGGUGAGCUUUGCGGUGGUGAAUUGCUUGCCGAUCUACGAGGCUAUGGUGUUGAGGAAAGAUGAUGGAAAUUUACCAAAAAGAAUUAGUUUCUUAGCUGGGAACCUCACGGUUGUUCUUAUUGUGUCCAGUUACUUCGUCCUCAAGUAACUUCACCCGUUUGGGCUAAUUUACAACAAUAAUACAUCUGGCUGGUUCAAGCGGAAGAGAUAAUGUGAUGAAUUUGUGUAACCAAUAUUUAUAAUGUGAUGGAUUACAUUUUGAUA